Purpureocillium lilacinum is the source of this 2847-nucleotide messenger RNA. RefSeq names its product MCM DNA helicase complex subunit mcm6. Gene Ontology annotation, molecular function: ATP binding; single-stranded 3'-5' DNA helicase activity; single-stranded DNA binding. The record is from RefSeq and is a predicted model, not a curated record. Gene Ontology annotation, biological process: double-strand break repair via break-induced replication; DNA replication initiation; mitotic DNA replication. Gene Ontology annotation, cellular component: MCM complex; nucleus. NCBI's taxonomy places the organism in Eukaryota, Fungi, Ascomycota, Sordariomycetes, Hypocreales, Ophiocordycipitaceae.
AUGGCUGCCUCGAGCGAAGCCGGCUACAUGAUGUCGGAUGCGCCGUCGCUGGCUGCGGCCCAGAAACGGCCGCUCGGCUUCCCGUCGUCUUCCUCAGCGCGCCCCCGAGGCCCGCCGUCCGAGAAUCUUGGAGCCGCCAGCGACGACGAAGGGGAUGGCUUCGCCGACGACCAGGUGCCCCGUAGCUCGCGUGGCGCCAAAGCCGCAACCGUCUCCCGUGUCGAGGACAGAAUCGGGUCUCUUGUCCAGGAACACUUUGAGGCCUUCAUUGAGAGCUUCGUCGAAGACCCUCUCUCAUCCGGCGCGCCGCCUUCGAGCGCUGUCACAACCGACAAAUACUACGUCGCUCAGAUCAAGGGCAUGCGCAAUUACCAGCUCUCAACAUUCUACGUCGACUACCGCCAUCUAGCGUCUUGGGAGAACGGGAGCCUGGCUGACGGUGUCAUGCGCCAAUACUACCGAUUCCUGCCGUUCCUCACUGCGGCCCUUCACAACAUGAUCGCCAAGUACGAGCCCCAAUACUUCCGCGAACAUCGCCAGCCGACAGCCUCGAGUAACUUGGCGACGUCGGCAGCGAGCCACAUGGGCUCUGGCAGCCAGAGCGACCCCUCACACCGCAAGAACGAGCACCAGCAGACAGACAAGCUCUUCUCUAUCGCCUUCUACAACCUACCCCUUGUCUCCCGUGUCCGCAGUCUGCGAGCCGCCAACAUUGGCCAGCUCCUCUCCAUCUCUGGCACCGUCACACGAACAUCGGAAGUGCGCCCCGAGCUGUCCCUGGCCACCUUCAUUUGCGAGGCAUGCCGCGCCGUCGUCCCCAACGUCGAGCAGACCUUUCGCUACACGGAGCCGACGCAAUGCCCCAACGACACGUGCUCCAAUCGCGUCGGGUGGCGGCUCGAUAUCCGUCACAGUACCUUCGUCGAUUGGCAAAAGGUUCGCAUUCAGGAAAACAGCUCAGAGAUACCCACUGGUAGCAUGCCGAGAACCCUCGAUGUUAUUAUGCGCGGCGAGAUUGUCGAUCGGGCCAAGGCCGGCGAGAAAUGCAUCUUCACGGGCGCUCUGAUUGUCGUUCCAGACGUUAGCCAGCUCGGCCUACCGGGACUGCGGCCGACCGCCGUCCGAGACGACCGCGGAGCACCUCGAGGGGCUGAUGCCGGCGGAAGUGGUAUAAGCGGUCUCAAGGCGCUCGGUGUUCGUGAUCUGACGUACCGCCUGGCAUUCCUUGCUUGCAUGGUUGUCACCGACACCACGGCGACUGGACAGUCUGCAGCCAGCGGAGCCGCCGAUGUGAUUAAUGCUCUGACGCAAAAUAACGCCUCAGACGGUGCUGAGUCGGUUGAGGAGGCCCAGGCUGCUGUUCUCGCGUCGAUGAACCCUUCAGAGAUUGAGGACCUGCGAGCCAUGGUACACGGCGAUCACAUCUACUCUCGCAUGGUGCAGUCUAUUGCGCCCAUGGUGUACGGCCAUGAGGUGGUCAAGAAGGGCAUCCUCCUCCAGCUCAUGUCUGGUGUGCACAAGUCGACGGCCGAGGGCAUGCAGCUUCGAGGCGAUAUCAACAUCUGCAUUGUUGGCGACCCCUCUACUUCCAAGUCACAAUUUCUCAAGUACGUCUGCUCGUUCGCCCCGAGAGCUGUAUACACGAGUGGCAAGGCCUCCUCUGCGGCCGGUCUCACUGCCGCCGUGGUCAAGGACGAGGAGACGGGAGAGUUUACGAUUGAAGCCGGAGCCCUCAUGCUCGCGGACAACGGCAUUUGCGCCAUUGACGAAUUCGAUAAGAUGGACAUUGCCGACCAGGUCGCCAUCCACGAGGCCAUGGAGCAGCAGACCAUUUCCAUUGCCAAGGCGGGCAUCCAGGCAACGUUGAAUGCUCGCACCAGCAUUCUUGCCGCUGCCAACCCUGUCGGGGGUCGCUACAACCGCAAGGCGACCCUGCGGAGCAACAUCAACAUGUCUGCGCCCAUCAUGUCCCGUUUUGAUCUCUUCUUCGUUAUUCUCGACGAGUGCAACGAGCAGAUCGACCGUCACUUGGCGGAACACAUCGUGGGCAUCCACCAACUGCGGGACGAAGCGGUCGAGCCUGAGUUCAGCACAGAGCAACUGCAGCGGUACAUCCGCUUUGCCAGGACGUUCCGACCUGAAUUCACGGACGAGGCGAAGGAGGUGCUUGUGGAGAAGUACAAGGAGCUACGAGCCGAUGAUGCGCAGGGUGGCGUUGGCAAGAACUCGUACCGCAUCACCGUGAGACAGCUGGAGAGUAUGAUCCGGUUGAGUGAGGCCAUUGCCAAGGUCAACUGCGUCGAGGAGAUUUCGCCAGAGAUGGUUGUCGAAGCCUACGACCUGCUUCGUCAGAGUAUCAUUUCCGUUGAGCACGACGACGUGGAGGUCCUCGACGAAGAGGAGACGCAAGAGGACGGCACCACGCUCCGCCAGGCCGCAGAUGCCGCGUCUGGGAGGGAUGGCGAAGGUGACUCUCCGAUGGGAGCCGACCCCGGUCAGGCCUCGUCUGACGCCAGGAGAAAACACACCAUCUCGUACGAAAAGUAUAUCAAGAUGGUCAACAUGUUCGUGCAGCGCAUCAGCGACGACGAGAGCGGGAGCGGCGACGGAGUCGAGGGCGAGACCCUCAUCAACUGGUAUUUGGAGCAGCAGGAGGAGGAGCUCGACGGCGAGGACAGCUACCACGCAGAGAAGGCACUCGCCAGCACCGUGCUCAAGAAAAUGGUCAAGGACAACAUUCUCAUGGCCCUCAGAGGCGAAGGUCUCGUGGACGGCGAGGCGGUCUCGGCGACUUCCGCAGGUGUUGUAUACGUACUGCACCCCAACUGCGCGGUUGAGGAAUUCUGA